Messenger RNA from Porites evermanni, 622 nucleotides. The record is from the annotation of a GenBank genome assembly. NCBI's taxonomy places the organism in Eukaryota, Metazoa, Cnidaria, Anthozoa, Scleractinia, Poritidae.
AUGGAACAGCAUUUAAAACAUAUGAAACAUCUUACUGAUAGACUUGCAGCAAUUGGUGCACCUAUCUCCAAAGAGGACCAGGUUGUAACUCUCUUGGGCAGUUUACUGAGAAAUUUUGCAUCAUUAGUAACAGCCCUGGAAGCUACAACCAGUAGCAAAACUGUUGAGACACUACCAGGAAAAAAACAACCUAGGUCUGUGAGAUAUAACACUGAUCUCCCUCCCAUUCAAAGUUGUUCUCCAAGUUUUGAGCAUGGUCUUGUACUGCUACCAACUUUGAUAAGGGGUGGAGGGGGGACCACAAGCACAAGAUCAUGGACAGGCCUUUUGGGCCAAAAUACCAUACAUUGUCUCAAGUACUUUUGCAACUGGUUGUCUCGUGGAUGACAUCACCAUAGAUUUUGUUCAACAAGCUCUCAGACAUGUGAAAAUGAAGCAAACUGUGACGUUCCAUAGUUUGAGCAAAGCGGAGUCAGUGUUAAGUGCAGUUACCAUGAGAAAUAAACCACCUGGCCCACCAACAUGUGUUGAGUGUGCUGAAGUAGGCCAUAUUUGCCAUUACUGUACUUCCAAGAAAUCUAAAGGGCAGAAAGCCAGGCUAGCAGAAGGUCAGGAUGUUAGG